AUGACAUCGUUGCCGGUGGGUCCAAGCUCUUCGCCGCUUUUCGGCAAAAAAGUCGGAGCGAAACCAGAGCGUUCUCCCAUCAUUCAACCAUCACCUCCAACUAGAGCCCCUUCGUUAUCCCCAUCCAAACCGCCCAAAAUGGUCAAGCUCACUGAAGUCGAAGACGAGCACUUCACCGACAAGCCCACUGCCCCCAAGCACGAUGCUCUCCUGGUCUCCGAUGAUGAGGAUGACUACUCAGACACUGACUCUGAGAUCUCCGACGAAGAGGAUGACGACCUCGAGGCCGAGUCGCUCUACGAGCGUGUCGCCGCUCUGAAAGACAUGAUUCCCCCCUCCGCCCGCCGCACUGUCUCCAGCACCGUCUCUUCCAUCACAGACCUCACCAAGGCCAGCUUCUCAUUCAGCGGCAAGGCUCUCUGGAUUAUCAGCACCAGUGCUUUCCUGCUCGGUGUGCCAUUCGCCUUGGCCUACGCCGAGGAGGAGCAGUACAUCCAGAUGGAGCGCGAGCAGGGAAUGAUCAAGGGAGCUAACGAGAUGCUCACCCCCGGCUCCGAAACCGAGAAGGUGGCUCAACCCACUCUGUAAAUUAAUACCACUUCGGAAAGCAGAGAGAUUGGCAAAUGAUCCAGCAACAUGAUUAUCGACCACGAGACUUGGUUUAUGCAAACAGCAUACCCAAGCCGAUGGCGAUGUG
This is a messenger RNA of Penicillium hordei, 697 nucleotides long. Its product is annotated as mitochondrial import receptor subunit TOM22. Gene Ontology annotation, cellular component: mitochondrial outer membrane. The record is from RefSeq and is a predicted model, not a curated record. The transcript has 3 exons. Lineage: Eukaryota; Fungi; Ascomycota; Eurotiomycetes; Eurotiales; Aspergillaceae. Gene Ontology annotation, biological process: intracellular protein transport. The coding region runs from base 1 to 588 and encodes 195 amino acids.